AUGGGAAUGAAGAUAAAGGUGGUAUACAGGAAGGUUUACGAUUACGUGAGGUAUGAUUUAAAGGAGAUUGCAUUCCCUUCAUCUUUACCUGAUCCACCCCAUUUCAAAAAGCGCCGGAAGCUCACUUGGAAGGAGCGUUUUCUUGUGUUAAAGGAAGCAACAAGGCUCUACGGUGCAAGUUGGGUUCGGGAUAUCAGUCCUGAAUUGAGGCCAAAUGAUUACAAAAAGCUGGUGGAGAAUGGAGUUGAAUUUGAUGAAGCAACCGGUGGGAAAACAGAGAAAGAACCCUCUACGCUGGAGGAUCUUGCUGUUGCUGCACGAGGAGGCAUGGAAACACUAAGGCCAGCAUUGCAGCGUGUUUAUAUGACACGAGCUUCUGCAUAUAGAGAUGCUCUUAAAAGUUUUAUUGAAGGGUAUCAAGAAGGCAUUAAAAAUGUAAUGGAGAAGAAGGAUUCGAGAUCUCCAUUGGAAGAUGACAUUCUGAAAAAGCCUACACCAUAA
This is a messenger RNA of Oldenlandia corymbosa var. corymbosa, 501 nucleotides long. NCBI's taxonomy places the organism in Eukaryota, Viridiplantae, Streptophyta, Magnoliopsida, Gentianales, Rubiaceae. The record is from the annotation of a GenBank genome assembly.